Molecule: messenger RNA, 951 nt
Organism: Entamoeba nuttalli P19
Lineage: Eukaryota; Evosea; Mastigamoebida; Endamoebidae
Product: LEM3 (ligand-effect modulator 3) family / CDC50 family protein
Exons: 2
Coding region: 1-951 (316 amino acids)
Cellular component (GO): plasma membrane; Golgi apparatus; endoplasmic reticulum
Source: RefSeq, a predicted model, not a curated record
AUGUCAGAGAAAGUAAAGGGACUUGUGUCUAAGACUUUUAGUACAUCAUUUAAACAACAAGAGAUGAAAUCAUGUGUUCCAUUAUAUAGACCAUUAACAGUUAUUUUAUUUUUCUUAAUAACAGGAAUUAUUUUUAUUCCAAUAGGAAUUGCAGUGUUUGUAGUAACAAAUAAUUGUCAAGAAUAUUCAGUUAAAUACGUUGGAGAAGGAUCAGCAUUAACAUGUAAACAAGGAGCAACUUGUGAAUUUCAAUUUAAUAUUCCAAAACCAAUGAAAACACCAGUUUAUGUGUAUUAUCAAUUAACCAACUUUUAUCAAAAUCAUAGAGAAUAUUUACGUUCUCGUUCAAAUAAACAAUUAAAAGGAGAUCCUAUUUCUACAUAUUCUCAAUUAAGUGAUUGUACUCCUUUAAUAUCUCUUAAUAAUUCUAAAAAUCCUCAUAUGUUUUAUGAACCAUGUGGUUUAGUUGCUGCUUCUUUUUUCAAUGAUUCCUUUGAAAUUACAAUGCAACCUGAACAAGAAUCUUCAUCAGUUUUAUUAGAAUUAAAUAAAGAAAAUAUUAAUUGGAAAUCCGAUAAAAAAUUAUUUGGAGAACCUGCUGAACGUAAUGGAAUUAAAGUUGUUAAUUCUUACACUGAUCCUGAUUUUAUUAAUUGGAUGCGUCCUGCUGUUUCUUCUACUUUCCGUAAAUUAACGGGAAUUAUUGAAAAUGUUGAAGAAGUAAAAGGGAAUGUCACUGUUAAAGUUGUUAAUAAUUUCCCUGUUGAAAGUUUCAAAGGAACAAAAACAAUUAUUUUAGCUACUACUUCUGUUUUUGGUUCUAAAAACCCUGCAUUAGGAAUUAUUUAUAUGGCAACUGGUGGCGUUUUUGUAAUCAUUGCAAUUUUGUUAUUCAUUUUAACAAGAGUUUCACCACGUAAAUUUGCUGAUAAGAGAUUUCUUCGAUGGUAA